Annulohypoxylon maeteangense is the source of this 1808-nucleotide messenger RNA. RefSeq lists its product as uncharacterized. The transcript has 2 exons. The record is from RefSeq and is a predicted model, not a curated record. Lineage: Eukaryota; Fungi; Ascomycota; Sordariomycetes; Xylariales; Hypoxylaceae. The coding region runs from base 1 to 1728 and encodes 575 amino acids.
AUGGGAAAGCCUAGAUUACGAGGAAGCUCGCCAGUCUACUUGAACCCGUCUCCUACGGAGUUAUCUCCUCCGCCGUCGCUUUUUGAGGACUGGGACCAAGAAACUGCAAUGGACACUUCACGCCCGACGAGUCUCGCCAUACCGCGAACUGGCUCGCCUUUCUCCAACCCGCCAUCACUAACAGAUAUCCUUUCCAACACAGCACCACCACCAUGGACGCUCAGUUCGUUCAUGGCAUUCCUGUCUCAAAAUCAUUGCCUGGAAACCUUGGAGUUUAUCCUAGAUUCUGACCGGUACAGGGAAGCAUAUUAUCAGAUGAUGCAGCGUCAAACGCCCAAUGGCCCGGCACAAAUAUGUUCACUGUGGCGGAAGGUUAUCGACGCUUACAUCAUGCCAUGUUCACCACGAGAAGUGAACCUCCCAUCACACGUUCGCGAUUAUCUACUUGAACUACCCUGCUGCAAGGCGAGUCCACCUGACCCAUCUGAGCUUGACGAGGCUGUCCAGAUUGUUCGAGAGCUAUUGAACGAUUCAGUCCUUGUACCCUUUCUCGAGUCGGUACUGCCACCUGUGUUGGAAACGCGCAUGGAGGAAGAAUUUCAUGACCCUAGACAAGGACGCUCGCGUCUUCGGAUACCUAGGGACGUCUCAACCAGUGAUGAAGCGAGCACAUCGCCUAGGGCAUCCUAUCUACCAAUGUUUAUCAUGGGUAACCGUAAUAGUGGUGGCGCCGGAAACCGAUCAACAACUGCCUCGAUGGAAACGGUAGAUGUCGAUAUGAUGACCGAUGACAGCAGCAGCCCGCAUUCGUCUUCUGGAGCCGAGCCAAUGACUCCGCCCACUACACCUCCUACCUCAGAUUUCACAUAUAACGCAUCACCAAGUACGCUACAGCGAGCGAUCUCCGGAAACAGCUGGAAGAAGAUGGGGGCGAAGUUGGGAUUGACUCGAAAAAGCAAAUCCACGCGCCGUCCAGCUACUGCGUGCAACAGAAGUAGCUCCAUCCCACCAAAACAGGAAGCUGCUGAAAUUGAAUGUGUAUCCUGGGAGGAUCCUCACCCCGGCGAACGGUUGCUGAUUCCGUUCGGGGUGCCUGCCGGACAACACAGUUAUCCUCAGUCUACCAGUGGAGAUGCCAAGGGGGGCGUGGCCGUGAAAGCGGGGCACGCACAUGAAGAAAAUGGAUCGUUGACGAUCGGGCAUGGUGAUCGCGGCCGUCGCCGUAGCAUCAAACCAAAACCUUUAAAGAUACCCGCCAAGGUAGUAGAAGAAUCGGAGGCGAAAACCGUUCCGUUUCUAUCGCCGCCACCUUGUAGCUUUAUUACUCCUAUAUCACCAUUACACUUAUUACCCCUCCCCGAACCUAUUCCUCAUUACGAACCCGAAACCGAUACAGAGACCGGAACACUCGUUGGUGAUGGCGACAGAUCGGCAACUACCAGCCGAACGUGCCUCAGUGACUUCUCAAACUACCUUGGCAUUUGCCAAGGGAAAGAGGAAAACGACUCAUCGGUCACUGUCGUCGACCCUGAGUCCCUCAUGCGAGCCAACUCAGUUGAUGAUACCUAUGGCUGGGAAGCAGAGCUUGACCGCAAGAUGAAGUACAGAGUCAGCACUGAGACGAUGUAUCCUUGCCAUUGCGAAUAUCGGAAACCCGAUGCCGGCAAACGAGGUCUUCUCCAACGUGUCUGGUCUGCAUCGGGAAGGAGGAUUAACUCCGGAUUUUAAACAUUUCUUGGUCUAAUCGGAAAUAAUACUGUCGUCGAAUCGCGACUAGAGUUGGAUUAAUGAAUCGAUUAACCGCGUCG